AUGAAUAAAGUGAGAACCAACGCUGGGGCCUGUUAUCCUAAGCAAGAUCCUGAGCAUGGCGGCAGUCACAUGAUCUCCACAGAUGACUUGGAGUAUCCACGGGAGUACAGGACGCUGGGAAACAGCGGCCGGCGCUUCUCCAAUGUUGGCUUGGUGCACACAUCGGAGCACCGCCACACCGUCAGUGCCGCACAGAGCCUGGAGGCCCUGACCAACCUGCACAAGGCUGACAUGGAACGAAAGAGGGAUGCCUUCAUGGAUCACCUGAAGAGUAAAUACCAACAGCAGCAGCAACAGCAGCAGCAACAGCAGCAGCAGCAGCAGCAGCUGCAGCAUCCCCAUCAUAGCCCCCACCACAACCCACCAUCACCCUCACCCUCUCACACCAGCACGAGGGGCUCAUCAGAAAGAUCUGCUAGAGAACAGCAACAACCCAACUACUGGAGCUUUAAGAGCCGCAGUCCACGGCAUUCCCAGUCUACGCAGUCCGGACUCGCUGACCAAGCUGCCAAGCUUUCCUUUGCUUCCGCUGAAUCCCUGGAGACCAUGUCAGAAGCGGACAUGCCCCUUGGGUUCAACCGGAUGAACCGAUUCCGCCAGAGCCUGCCGCUGUCUCGUUGUGGCAGUCAGAAUAAGCUACGAUCUCCAGGCAUGCUUUUCCUGCAGUAUGGAGAUGAGACACGGCGAGUUCACAUCACCCACGAGCUUAGCAGCAUGGACACCCUGCACGCUCUCAUCGUACACAUGUUCCCUCAGAAGUUGACAGCGGGGAUGCUGAAGUCGGCCAACACUGCGAUCCUGAUCAAAGAUGAGGCCCGAAACGUCUUCUAUGAGCUGGAGGACGUCUGGGACAUUCAGGACCGUAGCAUUAUCAAGAUUUACCGCAAAGAGCCCAUCUAUGCUUCUUACCCUACAGCCGCACACCUGGCUAAUGGAGACCUGCGGAGAGAAAUGGUUUAUUCGUCUAGGGAAUCUUCGCCAACACGUCGCCUCAACACCCUUCCUUCCUCUUCGACCUCGGCACCCUCGGGUUCUCCGUCCCGCUCUCGCCUCUCGUACAGCGGGGGUUGUACUCCCUCCUUCUCUGGCAACCAUCCCCAGCAGGAACAGCCUAGACAUCCCCACCAUCCUCCUGGUAGCCACGGUGCCAACAUGGGUCUGUCUCCAUCACCCAGUGCCAUCUUGGAGCGCCGUGAUGUCAAGCCUGACGAAGAAGUUUCUGCAAAAAAGCUGGCUCUGAUGAAAAAUGAGGGACUGUAUGCGGAUCCCUACAGUUUGAUGAAUGAGGGUCGCCUCAGCAUUGCCUCCACCCAGUCUUUAGCUGCUUUUGGAGACCCUUUCAGCUACCCUGUUACCACUGGCCUGUACCGGCGAGGGUCUGUUCGCUCUCUCAGCACCUACUCUGCUGCUGCUCUUCAAGGAGACGUGGAGGACUCAUUCUACAAGCCUGGAGGUUCACUAUACUCUGACACGUACUCCUCUGCAACCCUGGGAAUGGGGUUUCGAAUGCCGCCCUUGUCCUCACAAAAAAUCCCUGACAUGCAGCUGAGGGACAGGGAUUCGUAUUCCACUUCACCACGGCCCUCACCUGUCAGGCAGACUUUCCGGAAAGACUCUGCUUCCUCAUCUGUGUUUGUGGACAGUCCAAAGUCAAGGCCCAGCUCCAGUUCAGAGCCUGGAUUUGGUCCUUCUUUAUCUGGACAAGAUGCAGACACAAGCAGGGACCACCGUCUGGAGCGUAUGGAGGCUAUGGAGAAGCAAAUAGCCAGCCUGACUGGCCUCGUGCAGAGUGUACUGACCAGGGCACCAGACAGCGACAGCACAUGUGGCCUACUGCGUCUCUGCAUGAUGGCGGGCUGCCCUCCGGACCAAGGGACGGAGUUUUCACGGCCAUUACCUUUCUCUUCCAGCGAGAAGACCGAAACUAACAGUGACGGCUCUGCCACUGGAACUGGACGCCAGAAGAAGAAAGCAGCCAAUACACCGUCAGCACCUUUAGCUCUGAUGCCACCACCGCCCUCUAACACAACCCUGGUGAACGGUGUUGGUCACCUGCAGAUGAAACUCCAUCUGCAGGGUUUGCAGCAAAACGCCACCGACCUCCGCAAACAGCUUGGUCAGCUUCGCAAGAUACAGAUGGAGAACCAGGAUUCAGUGCGAACUCUGCUGAAACGAACAGAGGCUGAGCUGAAUAUACGUGUAGCAGACGCUCUGAGGAAGCAGGAGGAUCCUUUGCAAAGACAGCGCCUCCUUGUGGAGGAGGAAAGACUCAAGUAUCUCAAUGAAGAAGAACUCAUCAUACAGCAGCUCCAUGACCUGGAGAAAUCAGUGGAGGAGAUCCAGAAGGAGUCAUCUGUCAACCACAAGCUGGUGACGGUGCAGGAGCUGGAGGAGAAGGCUACAGUUUUGAGAAAGCUGGGAGAAACACUAACAGAGCUCAAAAAUCAGUUCCCGAGCCUGCAGAGCAAGAUGCGAGUGGUGCUGCGGGUGGAGGUAGAAGCUGUGAAAUUCCUCAAAGAAGAACCACACAGACUCGAUGCCCUGUUAAAACGCUGCAAGACUAUAACUGACACCCUCACCUUGAUGCGCAAGCAAGCAAAUGAAGGGGUUUGGAAAAAGCAGGACAACUUCUCUAGCCCUUCAUCAAAGCACAAUGAUGACUUGCAAAAAUUUUCAGGAUUUGACAUCCCCACUAGCCCACCCCUAACUAUCAAUGACAAUGGAGGAGGCAACAGCCUGUCUAACUGGAGUCCUCACUCCAGCCUCAGCCGUGGUCUCGGAAACCCGUCCGGUCCUCACAAGGACAAUCAUCCUCCUAUUCCCCACAAAGGCAAAGCCCUAGAGGAGCUGGAGCGGCGCGCUGCCGCCGACAAAGCUUUGUCAAUGGAAGUCCGACUGGCGGCAGAGCGGGACUGGGAGGAAAAGCGUGCCAGUCUUACACAGUACAGUGCUCAGGACAUCAACCGUCUGCUGGAGGAGACCCAAGCCGAGUUGAUGAAGGCUAUUCCAGACCUGGACUUUGCUGCCAAGCAGAUCAAGCCCUCCUCCAACACAUCAUCAGCCCAGAACCCUCAAAGUGGGGUGUCAACAACAGAGCAUCGCUCUAGCAAGCCACAAAACAAGUUUUCAGCAAAGGAGGGGGGGUCCAGGCGUGGUUCUGAUGAGCUGACAGUGCCAAGGUAUCGCACAGAAAAACCCUCCAAGUCUCCUCCUCCUCCUCCACCUAGACGUAGUUUUCCAUCAUCUCCAGGAGUGACUUCUCGCAGCGGAGAGCCAUUAAUUCCUGGAAAAAGCAUAAAGAAAUCAGAAUCUGAAGAGAAUGACACCCAAAAGCCUCACAUAAAACCGAGGAGGACCAUGUCCGAAAACCCCCGUCCUGCAUCCACACCCCCAAUGUUGGCCUCAGGAGAGAAGGAGCAAGAAGAGGAAGAAAAAAUUGCUGCUGAACUCGAGGGAGGGAAUAAUCCCACCGUUGGUAAAGUUCAUUCCUCGGCUGCCUUGAAGCUGAAGCACCUGCAGCAGAACAGCACAGAGAAGACUAAAAGUGGCAAGAAAGAGGACCUACAAAAGAUGCAGAGCCUGCACCAGGCCUUGAGGAUCAACAGCGCUGGAACCACUGAACCAUACCUGUCUGGACUGAAAGCGAGCAUUUUUUUCGGCCAAAUGCCUUCUCCUGCAGCAGCUUUUGCACCUGGCUUGAGAAUGUCGCCCCAUGAGGGGACUGUCCCCUCCCUGACAGUUUCCUCCAGCCAAGCAAAGGCCCUCUUGGCAAACCUGUCAGCCUCUGGCCUGUGCACGGAGGCCCUGCUCCUGUCCUCUGCUCUACGCCAACGUCGCCUUCUCCGGGAGCAGAGAGCAUCAUCCUCUCUUCCCAGCAGCCUGUCCUCCACCCCCACAUCCUCCUCUUCACCCACAACCCCUACUCCAUCCCUUUCUCCCUCCUCUCCCACGCCUCUUGGUUCCUUUACCUUGUCCUCUGGGAUUGUCAAACUCACCAGACGAAGACUUGACAGCCCCCAACAACUCAGCAACUGUAAGGAUGGUGACAACUCUUAAUAAUGAGUAAUGUUGGGGGGAGGACAUGUUAGAAUACAAUUCUAAAAUCAUCUUGUCUCUGAGCAAGAAUAGAUAAAUCUUUUUUUACUGAUAUUUUCUUUCAGGAUUCCUUUUAUCCAUCUUUUCUUCUUUAUGGAUACUUCAUAAUUUCACUCAGUUUUCUUCUUGGAUAAGUUUCCGUCUCUCAUCUGGUUCCAUGGUCUCCCACACAGUCCUACUGCCAGAUUUCCAAAUAGAGUGCACACAAACAGGCCAGGCCUCCCAUUUCCACCAGCUGUCUGCUACAAGGUUGGUGUUGUUGGACAUGUUCUCAUUUAGUGGGCUGUUAGUGGUAUAGUUACCAUAUCUAGACUGUGACUAUGAAAGUAGAGUUGCAAUAAUCACCAAAUUAUAGUUGUAUAUGUUUAGGAUGAUGUUGCUCUUUCGUACCUGCAUAACCUGGCAGAAGAAGUCUGCUGUGAAAAUAAGAAAAAAAGACAAACGUGAUGAAUGUGGUUUUAAGGUGUCUUGUGCAAAAAGGGAAUUCUUUCAUUUUGUUACAUCAACCAAGAUUUAGACUUCAAAUCGGUGCUAUAAUUUCCCCUUUGUUUGUACACACUGAGAGUUUACAUGAUUGUUCUCCCUCCGCUGCACAUUCCUUUGGGUUCUAAUUUAAUGCUGCAUUUGAAGUUUUGUAUGUGUCUCUGCAAAUGAAACCCUUGCAUCUAUUAUUGUUAACAUGUCUAGGAUGUUUAUUCUGAGGGGAACAAGGAUAUUGCAGCAUUAUCAAUGAAAGCACACUGUAACGAGCAGCCAUGAAUCUUCACAUCUCUGUUUGAUAUAGAAUGAGGAGGCCAAGUUACACUAAAAGAGGGGAAACUGCAAAGGAGGGUCGGUAUUACCCGUGUGGAUUUACUGUAUGUGUGUUGUAACUAGUUGUUUAUGACAAUCAGAAUGUUUUCACUGUAGCAUCUCGCAGGUUGUUCUGACACCUGACAUCAAAACCCAUCCCAAAGACUCAAGCACAUGCUUGUAACGUUAAGCUGUACAGCACAGACAUAAUGUGUUUCUUUAUCUUUAAUAUUAUACAAUGAUACAUUUUAUGCUGCCCCUCAGGUGAAAUUGAUCACACUGACCCCACAUUUCACCCAAAAAGAAUGAUUUCCUUUUGAUAUUGUUGCUUCAAGAUUAUAUGGUAAAAAGUUUCCAGAUUUUAUCAUAGUUUGUACAUUAUCUUUGACUAUAAUGAACAGAUAGCACUAAAUUACUGU
Molecule: messenger RNA, 5306 nt
Organism: Girardinichthys multiradiatus
Lineage: Eukaryota; Metazoa; Chordata; Actinopteri; Cyprinodontiformes; Goodeidae
Product: SRC kinase signaling inhibitor 1-like
Exons: 20
Coding region: 1-4056 (1351 amino acids)
Biological process (GO): regulation of dendritic spine morphogenesis
Cellular component (GO): actin cytoskeleton; postsynaptic density; cytoplasm
Source: RefSeq, a predicted model, not a curated record